AGUGAUGAGGUGAGAGUAUAAAAGCGAGUGUGGUGGUUGUUCCGUGCUCCAUUGGCCGAGCCUAUUCAUUUCAUUUGCCUCUCACUAGUCAAUUCCUCUUCUCUUCUCCGCAACUCCUUCUUCUUCGUCCAAAACAAUGGCUUUCCAGAAGAUCAAGGUCGCCAAUCCCAUCGUCGAGAUGGACGGUGAUGAAAUGACAAGGGUUUUCUGGCAAUCAAUUAAGGACAAGCUUAUCUUCCCAUUCUUGGAUUUGGAUAUCAAGUACUUUGACCUCGGCCUUCCUAAUCGUGAUGCGACCGAUGACAAAGUUACCGUUGAGAGUGCUGAGGCUACGCUUAAGUACAAUGUAGCAAUUAAAUGUGCAACAAUUACCCCAGACGAAGCUCGUGUGAAGGAAUUUAACUUGAAGCAUAUGUGGAAGAGUCCAAAUGGUACCAUUAGGAACAUCUUGAAUGGAACCGUGUUCAGAGAACCGAUCCUUUGCAAGAACAUUCCUCGUCUUGUCCCAGGGUGGACAAAGCCGAUAUGCAUUGGAAGGCACGCUUUUGGUGAUCAAUAUCGAGCAACUGACACAGUCAUUAAAGGAGCUGGCACACUGAAGUUGGUGUAUGAGCCAGAACAAGGUGAGAAGACGGAAAUUGAGGUUUUCAAAUUUACAGGAGCUGGCGGGGUAGCUUUGUCCAUGUAUAACACCGAUGAGUCCAUCCGUGCUUUUGCCGAUGCUUCUAUGAACACUGCCUAUGAGAAGAAGUGGCCUUUAUAUCUUAGCACCAAAAAUACUAUUCUUAAGAAGUAUGAUGGAAGAUUCAAGGACAUAUUCCAAGAAGUUUACGAGGCCAACUGGAAAUCAAAGUUUGAGGCUGCUGGAAUCUGGUAUGAGCAUCGUCUCAUUGAUGAUAUGGUGGCUUAUGCACUCAAGAGUGAAGGAGGUUAUGUUUGGGCAUGCAAGAAUUACGAUGGAGAUGUACAGAGUGAUUUCUUAGCUCAAGGGUUCGGAUCUCUUGGAUUGAUGGCCUCUGUACUGGUUUGUCCUGAUGGGAAGACUAUCGAAGCAGAAGCAGCCCAUGGUACAGUUACAAGGCAUUACAGGGUUCACCAAAAAGGUGGUGAAACUAGCACAAACAGCAUUGCUUCAAUCUUUGCUUGGUCUCGAGGGCUUGCUCACAGGGCAAAUUUGGACAACAAUGAGAGACUCCUGGAUUUCACUCAGAAGCUGGAAGCUGCUUGUAUUGGAGUAGUGGAAUCUGGGAAGAUGACCAAGGACCUUGCUUUAAUUAUCCAUGGAUCUAAGCUUAGUAGGAAGCAUUAUCUGAACACAGAGGAGUUCAUCGAUGCUGUGGCAGCGGAACUGAGAGCAAAACUUUCUUCCUAGGCAUCAUUGUAUGGCCAGGUAUGCAAAGUGACAUGAAAGAAAAGUUAGUCUAAGUUGGGGAUUAUUGAGACGAAAUAAAGAAUGUUGGGGCAAUGAUGGAAGAGUGGCUCUCUGACCCCCUGGUGAGAGGUUGCUGUUUCUGGGAUUUAUUACUUUGGUUGAGAGGAGAAUUGAGGUUGUUUCUUUUUUGUUUUAUGCCCAAGACGUUUGAGGUUUUGAAUUAAUCACAUUUUAACUGUCAAUUUUAUAUUUGAGGAAAAAGAAAUUUUUUUCAUCAGUUUAA
Molecule: messenger RNA, 1655 nt
Organism: Morus notabilis
Lineage: Eukaryota; Viridiplantae; Streptophyta; Magnoliopsida; Rosales; Moraceae
Product: isocitrate dehydrogenase [NADP]
Exons: 16
Coding region: 137-1372 (411 amino acids)
Biological process (GO): isocitrate metabolic process
Cellular component (GO): mitochondrion
Molecular function (GO): isocitrate dehydrogenase (NADP+) activity; NAD binding; magnesium ion binding
Source: RefSeq, a predicted model, not a curated record